This is a messenger RNA of Eurytemora carolleeae, 395 nucleotides long. RefSeq names its product DNA-directed RNA polymerase III subunit RPC9. The transcript is spliced from 5 exons. The record is from RefSeq and is a predicted model, not a curated record. Gene Ontology annotation, biological process: transcription initiation at RNA polymerase III promoter. NCBI's taxonomy places the organism in Eukaryota, Metazoa, Arthropoda, Copepoda, Calanoida, Temoridae. Gene Ontology annotation, molecular function: nucleotide binding. Bases 102 to 368 code for a protein of 88 amino acids. Gene Ontology annotation, cellular component: RNA polymerase III complex.
CUAAAUAUUCCAAUUUAGAGCAAUAUUUAGUUAAACAAGUUAAUAACGUAAUUAUUUUAGAGUCUAGUCCGAGUGGUUUACAAAAGAAAGAAGAUAUUCAGAUGUGUGUACAGAGUUUGCAGGAUUUGUGUGUCCAAGAAAAUAUCCUUUUCUCAAAAGAAGAAUUUAUUCAACUCACAAAUCUCAGACCUAAAACUGCGGUGGAAAUACAAUUAUUAAUUGACAACAGUGAGGAAAGGUUAACUGAAGACCAAGUGGAGAAAAUUCUAGAAAUUAUCAGCACUACUCUCCCCGGACUAGAAGAAGAAGAGGAAGAAGAAGGUGCAGCAGAGGGGGAAGGAGAACAAGAACCAGAAGAAGAAUCAUGAUAAUUAAAUUUUUAUAUUAUUUUCAGA